CACGCACGGCUGUGUCAUGUUUGGAAAAUGUACGCGGAGCUGAUGCAAUUAAUGACAAAUAGAGUCGUAACAUUGCAAGUUCGUUGUGCUCUUCACGCUCGCUGCGUCGUGUUUUGGUUGAAGCCGAAGAACCGGACAAACAGGUCGAGCCGUUAAAGCGUUAAGGCGUCUCUAUUUAAAGCCGGAGCAAAACGUCGGACGCCAAACAACCGCCAAGCGGGAAAGCAAGCAACCAUACCCGGCCAACAACGAGCAACCCGGAAAUUAAACAUAUUCAAAAGUCCAGGCGAAAACUCCGCAGCAAAAAUGAUGCGACAUCUCCCCGAGACCCCCGCUCAGAAAAAUUCUCUUUUCAACGCCAUGAACCGCUUCCUCGGGGCGGUAAACAACAUGGACCAGACUGUCAUGGUGCCCAGCCUGUUGCGGGACGUGCCGCUAUGGGACGACGCCGAGCUGUGCGGCCACAAGUCGGACGUGGACGAUGGCGACGUGGACAUGUACAGCUACUACCAGCUGCUCAAGUCCAUCCGGCAGGACAUCGAGUGGGGGUUGAGGGUCUCCCCGGUCGUUGAGGAGACGCCGCUACGGCUCACCCGUGUGAACUCCAUCGCCUCCACGGCCUCGUCGUUGUCCUUCGCCUCGUCGCUGUCUUCAUCAGAGGACGACGAGUAUGAGGAGGAAGAGGAAGAGGACCUGCAGAAGCAGUUCCAGUACCACCUCGCCGGGCUUCAGGGGGUUCUGGGCAAGCUCACCACGCAGGCCGACUCCCUCACCAAGCGCUACAAGCAGUCCAUUGGACUCUAAAGGCAGACUGUUUCUAUUACCAGGGGCCAUUUCAAGUCCUUUGAGGGCCACUAAAGUUGAGAUGGAACAGAUGUUUGCUACUAAUCAUGAGCGUUUGGCUUAAAUAUUUUGUGGGGCUUUCCUCUGGGGGUUUUAAACAUUCAAUGCCCAAGACCUAUGCGUAUUGCUACGUUUUAACUUUAAAACUGGCUGAAGUCAAGUUAAAAUGACAAACGCAUGAAGGGAUGAUGGAGGAAAAGACGGUGGCCUCCCUACUUUUACAAGUGCAUUGGGUGGUGGCCUACUGGAUUGUCGGAUGUGGUGAAUGUAACUCAAUGCUUUUCUUUUUGCACUCAUGGGUGUUGAGUUUUUCCUCCUUUGGUUUGCAGGUGAAACGAAUUUAAAACUUUUUAUUUAAUGUGUAAUUUAUUACCUCAGGGCAUGUGCACGUGUGAAAGUUUAGUUCAAAGAGCAAGUGAGGAUCUGUGUGGUAUGAAUCGCCCAUUUCAAGAUGAUUAACGUAUGCGUAUGAUCAUGCAACUUCCGCGCUGAUGUCUUAAAACUUAGGAAGGAGGCAUGUGCUUAAAAAAAAACUGCCUAUGACUUCCUCAUUUCAAACUUCGGUCAAUGUACUGGAAUCAACUGAUCGUUCUGCUUUGAGAACAAUGACGAAUUCCAUGAGAUCACUGUGUUGUCAACCGUUUAGCUAGAUAUGUGCCUGCAUUCUUUGCACUGUUUUUCUACUAAUAGUUGAUAUUUAAAAUAAAGUUGUUUUUUUUGUAUGAACUCA
This is a messenger RNA of Hippocampus zosterae (dwarf seahorse), 1573 nucleotides long. RefSeq names its product mid1-interacting protein 1-B-like. The transcript is spliced from 2 exons. The record is from RefSeq and is a predicted model, not a curated record. The coding region runs from base 307 to 804 and encodes 165 amino acids. NCBI's taxonomy places the organism in Eukaryota, Metazoa, Chordata, Actinopteri, Syngnathiformes, Syngnathidae. Gene Ontology annotation, cellular component: cytosol. Gene Ontology annotation, biological process: regulation of lipid biosynthetic process.